AUGAGUGCUACAAAAGCGCAGUCUCAAAAGAUUUUUGAGAAGCUCAAGUUGAAGCCCGCAAACAAGAUAUGCUUCGACUGCGGCUCCAAGAACCCGACAUGGUCGUCAGUGCCUUUCGGUAUCUACUUGUGUCUUGACUGCUCAGCCCAUCACCGCAAUCUUGGUGUCCAUAUCUCGUUUGUUCGUUCCACGAACCUCGACCAAUGGCAAUGGGAGCAGCUUCGGAUUAUGAAGGUCGGCGGAAACGAAUCAGCCACUAAGUAUUUCCAAUCGCAUGGAGGAUCCGCGGCUUUAGCUAGCAAGGACGUCAAGGUCAAAUACACCUGCAACGCUGCUGUCAAGUACAAGGAGGAGUUGAAAAGACGGGCUGCGCAGGAUGCUCAACAAUACCCCGAGGAGGUUGUGAUCACGGACGUUCCCGCUGGCACUGCUUCGGACGGAUCGAGUACCCCUGCGGGUGACGCGGACGACGAUUUCUUUUCUUCAUGGGAUAAGCCUUCUAUUAAGCGACCCAGCAACCCACCUUCGCGCACAGGUACCCCACCAGUGGUGAGCCGGACUGCAUCACCCUUCCUGAACGCCGGUGCCAAUGGCAAUGGUGCUCGCUCGAAAUCGCCUCUUUCAGCAUCGGACAAGGAGGCUACUUCGCCUGCUCCGACCGCUAUCCGAGCAAGCGCUUCUGUCCGGAAGGCUUCGUCUACAACUACCGCGAAGAAGGGCAGUGUUCUAGGCGCCAAGAAAGCGCCUAAGCUGGGUGCUAAGAAGAUUGGCGGAGCAGAAGCUAUCGAUUUUGAGGAGGCAGAGCGAAAGGCCAAAGAGGAGGCAGAGCGCAUUGAGAAACUCGGAUACGACGCCGAAGCAGAACAAGCCGAGGCCGAUGCCAAAGCCAAGACUUCCACUGCUGCCACCGCUAUCGCUUCUCCCACUCCAAUCAGCCCAAGAGCAGGUGGCUUCGGGUCCGCGAGCAAAUCUCAUGAACGAAGCGCCAGUGAAGUGGAGCGCCUCGGAAUGGGUAUGGGAAGACUGGGAUUCGGCCAGACUGUUGGCGCAAAGCCUGCUGCUCCCAAGAAGCUGGGAUUCGGCUCUGUUGCUCCUGUCAGGAGCGCUGAAGAUGAGGAGGAACUUGAGCGCACUAGAUCCAGGUUCGGUAGUCAGAAGGGUAUCUCGUCGGACGAGUUCUUCGGACGGGAUCGCUUCGACCCUAAUGCGCAGGCUGAAGCUAAAGAGCGACUCCGCCAGUUUGACGGGGCAACCGCCAUCUCAAGCAAUGCUUACUUUGGUCGUCCGGAAGAUGAUUUGACUGGUGAUGACACUUACGGCGAUCUUGAGAGUGCAGCCAAGGAUUUCGUACGCCGUUUCGGUAUCACGGCUGGUGAUGAUCUCGAAAACUUGACACAGCUUGUAGGUGAAGGUGCUGUUAAAUUGCAGGGAGCUAUCCGCAGCUAUCUCAACAGCUAG
Messenger RNA from Aspergillus pseudoviridinutans, 1458 nucleotides. Its product is annotated as ADP-ribosylation factor GTPase-activating protein. Bases 1 to 1458 code for a protein of 485 amino acids. The transcript has 6 exons. Gene Ontology annotation, molecular function: GTPase activator activity. The record is from RefSeq and is a predicted model, not a curated record. NCBI's taxonomy places the organism in Eukaryota, Fungi, Ascomycota, Eurotiomycetes, Eurotiales, Aspergillaceae. Gene Ontology annotation, biological process: COPI coating of Golgi vesicle.